CAGCACAAAUACAUAUUUUACUCUUCCUUCUCCCACAAAAGAAAAAAAUAAAAAAAGAGACUUAUUGUCAUAUUUGCAGAGAAAGCUACUUCACUCCUUUCUCUUCCCUUCGUCUCUCCGUCUCCCCUCAUCCCUACAUUUUUCUUUCCAUUCCCACUUGAAACCGUUUCUGUUGCUUGCUUUUGGAGCAUCAUCGAAUUUGUUCUUCUGAUUUAUCCUAUUCUGGUUGGGUGGGAGAGGAGAUAAUAGCCUUUGCCCCCUUUGAUGGCAGCGGCAGAAUCUGGAACCGAUCGGAACAACUUUGAUUUUGGAUUUGGAGUUUUCCCGUGAAUGAAUCUGUUUGUUUCGCUGCUGUCUAUGUAUUAUUGUUGUUAUGGGGAAGAAUACUGACGAAGAGCAGAAUCUUCCAGUGAGCGACGGAGCUGCUACGGCUAGGAAUAAUAACGGGGGAGGAGGAAAAAACAGAUGUUGUUGCUGCUGCGUUCGGAUCUCUAGCUACUUUAGUCUCAGAUGCGUUUUGAUUCUUGCUUUCUCCGCUGCUGUGUUUCUCUCCGCCUUGUUUUGGUUACCUCCAUUCCUCGGUUUAGCAGAUCGAGGUGAUCUAGAUCUCGAUCCACGGUUUAAAGAUCACCAAAUAGUGGCGAGUUUUGAUGUUGGAAAACCAGUUUCAUUCAUGGAAGACAAUUUGUUGCAGCUUGAGAACGAUAUCACCGAUGAAAUAAGCUUUCCCAUGACCAAAGUUGUGGUAUUAGCACUUGAACGCUUAGGCGAUCUUAACAGAACAAUGGUUGUUUUUGCCAUUGAUCCCGAGAAGGAGCAUUCUAAGAUACCUGCCGAAAUUGAGAGUCUGAUCAAGGCAGCUUUUGAAACUCUUGUUCAAAAGCAGUUGUCUUUCCGCCUGACUGAAUCCUUGUUCGGGGAACCAUUCUUUUUCGAAGUGCUUAAAUUCCCUGGAGGUAUCACUGUGAUCCCUCCCCAGCCUAUAUUUCCUCUGCAGAAAGCGCAACUUCUCUUUAACUUCACAUUGAACUUUUCGAUUUACCAAAUUCAAACAAACUUUGAGGAACUCACUAGCCAGCUGAAGAAGGGUAUUAAUCUGGCUCCCUACGAGAACUUGUACAUAACCUUGUCAAAUUCCAGAGGUUCAACAGUGGCGCCUCCUACAAUAGUUCAUUCUUCUGUUCUGCUCACAUUUGGUUCUUCUUCGAGGUUGAAGCAACUUGCUCAAACAAUCACUGGCUCCCAUUCCAAAAAUCUCGGCCUAAACCACACCGUAUUUGGUAAAGUUAAGCAAGUCCGUCUUUCCUCGAUCUUACCACACUCACCUGCCACAUCAUUAUCCCCUUCCCCUUCCCCUCAGCCUGAAACCCACGAACACCACCAUCAUCAUCCUCAUCCCCAUCAUCAUCAUCA
Molecule: messenger RNA, 1413 nt
Organism: Camelina sativa (false flax)
Lineage: Eukaryota; Viridiplantae; Streptophyta; Magnoliopsida; Brassicales; Brassicaceae
Source: RefSeq, a predicted model, not a curated record